Messenger RNA from Fonsecaea nubica, 795 nucleotides. RefSeq lists its product as hypothetical. The coding region runs from base 1 to 795 and encodes 264 amino acids. NCBI's taxonomy places the organism in Eukaryota, Fungi, Ascomycota, Eurotiomycetes, Chaetothyriales, Herpotrichiellaceae. The record is from RefSeq and is a predicted model, not a curated record. The transcript has 4 exons.
AUGCUCUGGCCGUUCUUCCACCACGGCAGCGACUCCGGCAUGAUAAGCUUCCCCGAAGAUGUAGUCGAGAGCAGGCCGAAGCCAUCUAUCUUGGAAAGGCCGCCGGAACUUGAUGCUACUGCUGGAGGGUAUCAGGAUACUCAAGGUUAUGAGACGAUUGUGAAGCCACAAAUCUUCAGCGUGGGGGAUGUCGCUGGCGGACCGGCCAGUGCCAUGGCGUCCAAAGUAGUCCAACUUGAUAGCUCCAGACCUAAUGAACAAAUUUUCCAGCAACAAGUCAACAGCGCUUCUUUCAACUUCUUGCAAAGAUUCCUUGAUCCGGAAACUCUCGGAUGGAAGCUGGCGAAGCAACUCAAGUUGCCUGAGGUCGACAAGGACAGGGCACAGAACUAUUUCCUCAAUGCAAUCAUAAAGCUCGACGAGGGGUGGGCAAAUGCUGAACGUGCCGUAUUCGUUGAUGCCCUAGACACAAUUCUCGCUCUGUCCGAGGCUUCAGACGGAGCAUUUGCAACCCUCCAUGGCGUCAAGGACAAGACCCCGGAAUGCCUCUGUGGCAGGAGACAUUGGUAUACAGACUGCUGGUAUCUCAAUGCUUCGAUCAGACCAUCAGGUGGGAAGCCCGAUGAUGAGAUCGACCGAACGAUCAAGGCGAAACUUGACGAGUCACCACGGCGAAAGAAGCACAUCGAGAGGAUCCUGAAAGCCGCAUGGUCGUCUGCAAAGUCCAGGAAGGAUGCCAAUGGGACCAAUGGCAGUAAGAAGAUCUCCUUACUUGAGCCAGACGACGACGGGUGA